Messenger RNA from Laccaria bicolor S238N-H82, 762 nucleotides. RefSeq lists its product as uncharacterized. Lineage: Eukaryota; Fungi; Basidiomycota; Agaricomycetes; Agaricales; Hydnangiaceae. The transcript is spliced from 3 exons. Bases 1 to 762 code for a protein of 253 amino acids. The record is from RefSeq and is a predicted model, not a curated record.
AUGAGCUACAACCUUGCUGCACCCUCUAUGUUCUCUAGUGAAACUGGCUCCUUUUCAGGAGCAGGCGACUCUGGAAGAAAGGACCAUCGCACCAAGGCUUGCCGCACUACCCGAAAUGCCAGAGUUCCAAAAGUAGACGACGGCCAGGUAGUGUCGUACGUGCGCCAGCUAAUGAAGGGCUAUGAUAUGACGUGGGAUGAGGUUGUGGAAAUGCUUGUCGCACUGCAUGGUAGUCUGGAGCGUGCCGUGUGGUCAAAUGAGAUGGGUGAGGCUGAAGCCAAAGAGAGGCUCAAUCGGUUGAAUGCGCCUCCAGAUGGAGUGGAAUUCGGUGCCAUCGGUCGUAAACCCAAGCCCGGAGAAGAGGUGACUGCCACGCGACUAGGGCCCAACCUCUCGAUCCGGGUUUGGCCUGGUGAUCAUAAUGAUUGCUAUGCUUUUGAUUUUGUGAAUGGUCAAGGCCAAUACAUUUGCACACCCGAGGACAUCGAGAUCUGGUCUAUGCCCUCCGGACUGGGCAUGCCUGCUCCCGUUCGGUCCAUCGAGGCGUCGGUAGGGUUCCUAGCGACCCCCUUCUUCAAUCUGGACAUUAACAAGGGCAAGUUCAAACCUGAUUUGAAUUGGGAGACCUAUAUUAUCCCGCAAGGCACCACCCUCCGUAUCAUGCAAUGCAGACAUGAAGAUUGCUUUCUUGCAAUACCUUCGUGGGAGAUGAAUCCCGCCAAUGUCCUUGUUCUCCAGCCUUGGGCACCUAUGCGAGACUGA